CCACCAGGGCCGCGAUUUCCCAGCCUCCCUUUCGGCGGGAGUCCCUCAGCGGAGGCGAACGCGGGCGCCACCGCCGCUCCUCCUCCUCCUCGUCCUCCUGCUCCGACCUGCGGGAGGCCUGAGGCGCCUUCGGCCGGGCCCUCGCACCCCGCCCGUGGUGCCAUCAUGGCGGAGCUGUUCAUGGAAUGCGAGGAGGAGGAGCUGGAGCCCUGGCAGCAGAAGGAGAAGCCCAUUGUCGUGGACGACGAUGACGACGACGAACCCAUCUUUAUGGGCGAGAUCCUGAGCGCCAAGCCUAGCAGCUCCUAUAUAUUGAACAGGGUCAACCCCGGAUCCCCACGGAUUGGGAUUCAGAAUGGGGCCACCAAAAGAGGGUUCCAGCCCACGACCAGACCAGCCACCAGCACGUUGGCCGUCCAGCCGCAGCCGCGGCUCAGCAGCAGUGCGCCUGGGACCCCUCCGGCCUUGCAGCGGCCCCUCUCCGGAUGCUCCGGGCCUCAGGAAGCAGUUAAGACCAGCCCCAGCCUGUCCCAGCCCAUCAGCCUCUCUCCCUCCCUCUGCAGGAACCUCAGCUUGCCGGGGCUGGCCCAGUCGGCCUCCAGGCCUGUGGCCACGGUCACCGCGCAGCCCGUCACCUUAACCCGGGUUACUCCAAAUAACAGUUUUGGCUUUGGCUUGAGGCCGAAUUCGGGAGAACUGCAGUGCCAGGGUGGAUCCAUGGUGAAUUUCACAGGCUUGUCCAAGCGUCCCUCCACUUCUGAAGCCGACGGCAUUCUUCCCAAAAAGGCCAAGGGAGACGGAGGGGAUUCCCCCGAGUUGAUUUCAGUCCAGUCUCCCAGUGACUCCUUUCAGAAAGGUAUUCUGUCUACGAACAUGAAGAACGGAGCGCCUUUCCCGCAGGCCUGCCCAAAGUGCAAUAUUCAUUUCAAUCUUCUGGAGCCAUUGAAAAACCACAUCAAGUAUUGCUGCCCAGAGAUGGUGCCCUCCUUCCUGGGCGCUGCGGACUGCUCGGGACCCUGGGCCAGCAACAUGGAGGCCGAGCCCGGGAAGCUGAUCAUGCUGGUGAACGACUUCUACUACGGGAAGCACGAGGGGAACGUGCAGCAGGUGCGCCAGGAACAGAAGACCCACACCACCUUCAAGUGCGCCAGCUGCAUGAAGCACCUCAAGAGCAACGUCAGGUUCAUGAACCACAUGAAGCACCACCUGGAGCUGGAGAAGCAGAACAGCGAGAGCUGGGAGAGCCACACCACCUGCCAGCACUGCUUCCGGCAGUUCCCCACCCCCUUCCAGCUCCAGUGCCACAUCGAGACCACCCACACGCCCCACGAGUGCUCCACCAUCUGCAAAAUCUGUGAGCUGUCCUUUGAAACGGAGCAGAUCCUUUUGCAGCACAUGAAGGACAAUCACAAGCCGGGAGAGAUGCCCUACGUCUGCCAGGUCUGCGGUUACAGAUCGUCGGUGUUUUCGGACGUGGACAAGCACUUCAGGGCCGUCCACGAGAACACCAAGAACCUGCUCUGCCCGUUUUGCCUUAAGGUCAUUAAGAUCGGGGCGCCCUACAUGCACCACUUCAUGCGGCAUCAGAAAAAGGGGGUGCACCGCUGCACCAAGUGCCGCCUCCAGUUCCUGACCUGCAAAGAAAAACUGGAGCACAAAUCCCAGCAUCACCGGACCUUUAAGAAACCCGCCCAGCUGGAAGGCUUGCCUCCUGGAACCAAAGUGACCAUCCGGGCCUCAGCCGGGUCCCUCCAGACGGUGUCCCCGUCCUCCUCCUUUGUGAGCGCCAACGCCUCCGUGUUGCAGCUGUCUCCGCCGCCAGGGCCCUACGUGGCGGACCCCCCCUGGAGCCCCCCAAACAGGCUGAGUGCCGGCAAGAGCCGCUCCAAGCCGAAGCCCCCGAGCCUCCAGCGGAGGGAGAGCCUGGGCAACGGCAACAGCAGCAGCACCAGCAGCACCAGCAGCAGCAACGGAGGGGGCGGCGGCGGCAGCAAGAAGAACAGCGGCGGCAAGGUCGCCAACACGGGACUCAGCCAUCUCAGGUGCCCGGACAUCCAGAAGUGCAUUGAGUGCAACUCGGACAUCCGGACCUUCGCCAACCACUUCCCGGCCUACGUGCACUGCAGCCUCUGCCGCUACAGCACCAGCUGCAGCAAGGCCUACGGCAACCACAUGAUCAGUUUCCACAGCGCCCGUCCAACAAAAAGAUUCUGGAUGUACAAGGAGCAGUCGGAGGAACUGAAGGAUCUGACUCUGGUCUGCAUGCACUGUGACUUUGUGGCCGACCUUUCUGCCAUGGACAAGAUGGCUGCCCACCUCAGCAACAACGACACGCACGAGUGCCAAGUUAUUUUGGAAAAAGCUCCUACCGAUGCCUCUCCUGCUGAUAACCCUCUGGGCCCGUCGAGCGAGGUGUCCUUGAAGGACGAAAGCGAGGAAAGAACCCAGGAACUUUCAGGGCCCGCUGCACCCAAGGAAGAAGAAGAAGAACAACAACAACAACCCUGUCCUGAAAGCUUGGAAAUAAAAGAGGAAGACACUAAGGACCAUCUUGUAAACCCAAGCGAAGAAGUUGCCAAGAAUGAAGAAGGAGAAGAAGACAGAGCACCAGCUCCAGAAAGCAGUUCUGGCCCUGAGCUGCCCUCCGGCCCCAUUGAUGCCUUGUGCGCAAGCAGAACAGAGAAGGCGGGGAGUGCGGAGGGUUGCGCCGCUACUGAAGGAGAAGAAGCGGAGUCCCCGGUUGCAGAAAACACCCCCGCUCCCUCCCUCCUGGCCUGUGCGGAACACUCUUUGGAAGAAGGAAGUGGGAAACACCAGGAUGACGAUGAGGAGGAGGCUCUUUCCGCUGCUGAGGAAACAGUCCCCACGUCUUGCUCAGAAGAUGCCUCCAGUCUGGAGCCUCACCCUUGCCCAGAGCAGCCUUCCGGAGGAGGAAACAUGGAGGACCUUUCCAGCCCGGGAGGCGAAGGACCUGCGGACAUGGAGUGCGAGGAGAGCCCUGCGCCUUCGGGGCUGGAGGACAGGCCCGGCCCAGAGCUCCCUUCCCUCUCUGAAGACCCCACUGAUGCUGCCGGAGGCUCAGAAGACCCCAACGGUGCUGCUGAAAUCUCAAAUGACCCCGUCGAUAAUGCUGGAGGCUCUAAUGAAUCUGAUGACAUUACUGACGGCUCAGAAGACCCCAUUGAUGCUGCUGAAGGUUCAAAAAACCCCAUUGAUACUGUUAGAGAUUCAGAAGACUCCACUGAUGCUGCUGGAAGUUCAGAAGACCCCAUUGACACUGCUGGAAGCUUAGAAGACCCCAUCGUCACUGCCGCUGUCCCAUUGAGCCAGGAAGGUGGCUUUCUUGCUGCUGGGUGUGAAGAACAGGCCUCACCUGCUCCAGGAAACGAAGGCAGUCCCUCUGAGCCCUCACAGAACUCCAUCGAUGCUGCUGGAGGAGGAAGAGAUGCGGACUGCUCAUUAAGUGGAGGGUAUGAGUUUGAAGGAAGCGCCUCCUCACCUUUGGUUCCAGAAGGAGGUCCUCCUGCCUGUGGAGAGGACCUUGGAGAGGCUGCUGAAGAAGAAGAAGAAGAAGAAGAAGAAGAAGAAGAAGAGGAGACAGGGCCAGGGACACCGCACGGGUGUGAGGAAAGCCCCUCACCCUCCACUGCAGAUGCCCCGGCCAGCGCAGAAGACGACCCUAUGGAUGCGGCAGGGGAGGGAGACGCCACAAACGGCCUGCCUGAGGAUGGAGAUGCCUCUCUGGCCACCGAGCCCUUGGCCUCUCCUCUGGAAGCAGGAACCAGCCCAGUCUCCUCUCUGGAAGCAGAAACCAGCCCAGUUCCCUCGAGCGACGAUGCCCUUGAAACCAGCGGGGAGGAGGGUAAAGAGGAGGCCGAUUGGGCCCUUUCGCCUGCUCAGGGUGAUGAAGACGGUGCCUCUUUGCCGGAGGCGGAUUUGGAAAGCAACCCUGGUCCCGAAGGCUCCCUGAAAGAGGAUGGAGAGGGGGUCCCGCUCCCCUCGCCCGCAAAGAGCCCCUCUUCUGUGGAGCUCCAGCCCCAACCAGAUGACUGUCUACCUGGCAGCGCAACAGAAGAAGCACUAGAGGAGGAUGCGGAAGAAGAAGAAGGUGGUGAUGGCGGGCAGGAAGACGGCAAGAGCGCCCCAUCCCCGCGUCUGGAGGGGCAGGCGGAGGAGUCGGACGAGGGGGAGCUGGCGGACGUGAGGGUGGAGGGGGCGGAGUGGGCCUCCGACGAGGACGUGGGCUUCGCGCAGUUCUUCCAGAGGCGCGGGGAGGCAGCUGUGGUUGCCGUGGAUGGCGGCGACGAGGUUGGCGGAGGCGGGAGAGGCGGUGGCAGCGUGCGCCUGGAGCCCCUGACGCCCUCCGAGGUGCUGGAGCACGAGGCCACCGAGAUCCUGCAGAAGACGGGCGGCGGGAGCAGCAGCAGCGAAGGCCCUGCGAGCCCGGGCCCCGAAGAGGAACGCGAGGAAGAGGAAGAGCAUGAGGAAUUGGGCCCCGAGGCCAGCUGAGGAGCCUGGAUCUAGGGAUCUUGGUUGGUCCCCAGGUCCAAGACAAACGGGUUGCAGCCUGUUACGGUGAUGGAAGACUAACGCGGUCAAGACGACACACGCCGUCAAACCGCCAGGAAUCGGUGGGGAGCGGGUUGGUUGGCGUGGAAACCUUUCUUGUUGCGUUUUAACGGUGGCGUCGUUGAAAUACAGAUUUUGGACUUUUGGAAAUACUGAUUUCGGUUUGUUUCCUAUUGGACCUCCCAAUGUUUUGGAGUUCUGCAGAGCUGCCGGUUGUACAUAAUUUUUGGAGUAAACAUUUGCAAAGAAA
Messenger RNA from Anolis carolinensis (green anole), 4819 nucleotides. It is a transcript of the gene znf280d, whose product is annotated as zinc finger protein 280D. Bases 166 to 4509 code for a protein of 1447 amino acids. Gene Ontology annotation, molecular function: RNA polymerase II cis-regulatory region sequence-specific DNA binding; DNA-binding transcription factor activity, RNA polymerase II-specific. Lineage: Eukaryota; Metazoa; Chordata; Lepidosauria; Squamata; Anolidae. Gene Ontology annotation, biological process: regulation of DNA-templated transcription. The record is from RefSeq and is a predicted model, not a curated record. The transcript is spliced from 20 exons.